AUGGCCGCCAUGGCCUACCCUGGCGCAGGGCGGCGGGAACCCGCCGGCCGCGAGCGGCGACCGCCGGCGCCUUCUAAGGCACCUCGCUCGCUGCUCCUCUUCCUCCUCACCACCCUCGCGGCAGCGGCGUCACUGCCAGCAGCCUCAUCCCAGCAGGACUGGACUGUCGUUACAGACUUCUCCAUGACCGGGGCGGGCGUGGAGGUGACGCGCGUGGGCGGCCCGCAGCAGCCCUUCCCCCGCUCCCCGCCACGCACCCUCGAUCCCCAGUUGCUCACCGACUUUGCCCCAGCCUUCAACCUGCUGCAAGACGUGGCCCCUGCUGGCGACAACAUGUUCACAGAUACCGCCGAGCAGUACGUGGCCACCAUCCACCACGGCUUUGUGGAGGGCGAGGGCGGGUUGGUGUACGACGACGCCGGCCGCGCCUACCACCCGCCCCACUUCUUCUUUGCACGCACCUCGCCGCUCCUGCCGCUGCCGCAGCGCUCUGUGGCCCAGGCGGCGGCCUCCUGCGAGCGCUUCUCCUCUCUGGCCAGCGUGGUGCAGCGGUACGGCCACAUGUACUACCACUUUGUGGAGGAGGCGCUACCCAGGGUUGCGCUGCUGAUGAAGAGCGGGCGGCUGACGUCUGACGUCAAGCUGCUGACCUGGGGCCAGCCGUACGAGGCGGAGUACCUGGAGCUGCUGGGCGUGCAGCGCUCCCAGAUCGUGCCGUACAACGCCAGCAGGGUGUACUGCGCGGACCGCCUGCUGGUGCCCACCCCCACUCCCCGCAUCACGCCGCCUCGUGAGGGCCUGCAGCUGGUUCGCCAGGGGCUGGGCGUGCAGACGCUGCCAGAGGCCCAGCGCGACCUGCUCAUCUACGUGUCCCGCAGCGAGGAGCCCACGCGGCGGGUGGCUAACGAGGAGGCAUUGCUGGCAGCCAUUCGCGCCGCCUUCCCCCAGCAGCCGCUGGUGGUGUUCAGCGGCGGAGUGGGCGCCGCCGAAACCGUCGCCCUGUUCCAGCGCGCGCGCCUGGUGGCGGGGCCCCACGGCGCCGGCCUCUCCCACAUCCUCUUCUCAGCGCCGGGCACCACAGGCAAGUUGGUGGAGUUCCUGUUCAUGGCUGACCCGCCCCUCAUGUUCUGGCACACCGCCGCCGCGCUGCAGCAGCAGUACUGGCUGCUGCCGGUGCCGCAGGCAUACUGGAUGCAGGAGGCGAUGCAGGUGCCUGUGGAUGAGGUGGUUGACAUCCUGACGGCGGCGCUGGCCCCCAAGCCUCCCUCCCCUCCCGCCUGCAUCCCCGGCACAUACGCCGACACACGCGACGGCCCUGCGCGGUGCACCGCCUGCGCCGCUGGCACGUACGCCUUCAACGCCGGUGCCGCGGCAUGCAAGCCGUGCGCGGCGGGGCGCGUGGCGUCGGCCCUGGGCAGCGCCGCCUGCCGCACCUGCCAGCCCGGCACCUACAGCAGCGCCGAUGGCCGCGCCUGCCUGCCGUGCCCAGAGGGCACCUUCAGCCUGCUGCCCGGCGCGUGGAGCGUCGCGCAGUGCCUGACCCCUGAGCAGCGCCGCCAUGAGCAGGAGGGCCAGGCCGCCAGCGUGCAGCUGCUCAGCAAGCUGAGCCCCGUAUUUGCCGACCAGCGCCGCCUGCUCGCCCAGCAGGGCGGCGGCGCCGGCUUGACCGCGGCCGACCUCUGCGCUGCCCAGCAGCUGGCAGCCGGCUCGUCUGAUCUGUACCGUGGCCCCUACCUGCUGCCAGGCGGUACCAUCAACUGCACGCAGGCGGUUGUGCCGACCUUCCCCGAGCCCAGCCCACCCAUCAUCCUCAUGGCCGGCUCCCCGCCCCCACCCCCGCCUGUGGUGGCGUUUGCGCCCUCUCCAGCGGUGGCGCUGCCACCGGUGGAAGUCCCCACGCUGCCCCUCAUCCUGCUCUCCCCGCCCGCGCCGCCCAUCCAGCCCGUGCCGGCCGAGGUCAAGGCUGCGGAGGUGCCGACAGUGGAGGCGCCGCCGCCGCCCGCCGCCUCUCUGUACCCCGAGGAGAAGGCGGUGGUGGACGACUACGUGAUCAUACUGGUGUGCGUGCUGGGAGGCCUGGUGGUGCUGCCACUGCUGGCCUGGCUCAUCCGGCGCUGCGUGCUGGCCCGCCAGCACCGCAAGUCCCGCGCCGCCGCCGCUGCCGGCUCCGCACCCAUCCUGGGCAGCCAGUACGCGUACAGCAACCCCACUUUCCAGCCUGGCCAGGGCAAGGCGGUUGAGGGCGGCGACACGGCGCCGCUGCACAUGAUCCCCGCUAUUUGA
Chlorella variabilis is the source of this 2283-nucleotide messenger RNA. RefSeq lists its product as hypothetical. NCBI's taxonomy places the organism in Eukaryota, Viridiplantae, Chlorophyta, Trebouxiophyceae, Chlorellales, Chlorellaceae. The record is from RefSeq and is a predicted model, not a curated record. The transcript is spliced from 17 exons. Gene Ontology annotation, molecular function: glycosyltransferase activity. The coding region runs from base 1 to 2283 and encodes 760 amino acids.